AUGCCAUCCCGUGAGCUGGGGAGCUCUUUUGAAGCCCCGAAUGGUGCUCAGAGUGUAGGAUCAACAUUGUUGAAGAGGCAUAAGAUACUCCCUCAUCCUAGGGAAGGUCGCCUUACCGACACACCUACUCAAUCUCAGAAUUUCAAAUCUAGCGAUACAGAUACAGACACAGAUACAGAAGCAGGAGCAACGUCAGUAACUAAUUCGGAUAACUCGAAUCCACGCAUGCUAAAGCAUACCUCGAAGAGGAUUGGCGCUCCCCUACUUCCUCCAACUCCACCAGCACACUCGAGGCAAUCAUCUAGCACCAGCAGUGUCUUUGUGGCCCCCGCGCCAAUCGUUGACGUCGCGUCUGAAAAAAAUUCCGCUGUAGAAUCAGAACCAAGCACACCAACAAAUCAGCAAAGUCCACCUACUCCGGAUGUAACACCUCCGCGCACUCUGCCACCAUUGGCAUACCGUCCUGCAAACUCUCGAUAUCCUUCUUCGCGGUCAGAUUCUUUCCGAACCGCUCGAGAAUAUUCCUCAGAUGAGGCAUCUGAGGAUGAAACCUCAACAGUUAGACCACGAAUACCAUCUGCGAAAACAUCUGGGGCAGAAGUAAGUCAAAUUCCGCGCAGGGAUAUCGGAUUGGGCCUAGGUCUAGAAUCUGACAAUGAGGGCUCUGCCACACCAAAAGCAAAAAAAGAAUUGUCACAGCAGGAAUUGUCACAACAAGAAUUUAGCGUUUUUGAUGGAGAAUGGGGAGUCUCUACGGGAGAUCUAAGCGAAGUCGAACGGGAAUGGGAUGAUAAUCUCAUGAGGAAUGUAACGGUUCGAAAACGCCGCGAUAUGGACAUGAGCUUUGAUGAGGAACGGACAAGCGUUGAAAUGAUGGGAGAAAAUUUCAUUUCACCGACAGAAGCGACAAAUGUGGUUCGAGGAUGGCCUUUACAAGAGAACUUUGAACAUCAUCAAUUGGACAACGACAGCGUGGAACCGACCUUGAAGGGUGGUACAUGGCCUAGGGUACGGAAAGACACUAUUGAUUCCCCAACAAUGUCAGACACAAAACGAUUUUCUACCAUGUCCAGUCGUUCGACAACUUCUACAGUCGUUGAAGCUUUUGUCGUCGAUGCACCGCCCUCGCGAAUACGAACUCUUCGCCACACCAAAAAGCAAAUUGGUCUGAGAGACUUCAACUCGAACGAAUCUACUGUAAGCUCCGCACCACCAUCCGAGAAGUCAAGUGAACAACAUCAUCGUUUAGUGCAUAGAGCCGAACGAAUCCCUGAAAAACAUAAUGGAAGCAUAAGAUCAAAUACUACUCCGAGCAUCGCUUCAAGUCACAAAUCGCGCCGGAAGAUUAUACGCGAUGGUGGAGUGCCUGUCGUGGUAAUCCCAGAUCGUGUGUCAUCCGCGAAGUCUUCUAGACCUCCAUCUUUGCGAUCAACAAGUAGUCGGAAGACUAAGAGGAGUAAUUCCUUCCAGUCAGCUCCAUUAUCACAGUCCUCAAAAACGAAUGAGCCUGGUUACUUCGAUAUCCUCCCUCCUACCAUGAAACGCACAAUGUCAGACUCAGCAGGAUCAAGCAACUCUGUACAUACUACCGAUUAUCCCCCGAGUAUCCCGACCCGAAGAUCUUCACUUUCCGCCCCAACUAGUCGUAAUACUUCAAGAGCAGGUUCACUCACUGCGGAGAGUCUCAAAGCUCACAAUAUGCUUCAGGAAAGGCAGUCCUUCAAGUCAGAGCCAGUUGUAAUAUCCAGACCAGUCAGUUCAGAAAAGGAGAUUGAACCACAAGAUACUCGUUCAAGCAUAGAUCAUAAUCGAUUGAGUAUUGACAAUCAAGACGAAGGUCAUUCUCAUGUCAGAAGGUCUACGCAAGCUACACCAUUUUCACAAGCAUCAUGUGAUACAGCAGGAACGACAGCUACAACCGCUGAAAUUUCACAGGCUAUGGCAGUAUCGAUGGUUCCACAUCAAAACAAAUCAUGGACAGUCAUAGAUCGGGAAAGCGAGCCAUCGCCUCCUACGUUGAGACGAUUGAUUAAACAACCAACUAUUGAGGUUAACGGUGAGACUGCCGAUGGUCCUGUUACCCCCCCUCAGAAUCCACAUACCAUGGAUGGAGUUGAUUCGCCAUUGCGGAAUCCUCGUGCUCCACCUGGACCUCCUGCGAUCAAAUUCAUCCCUCCAACUCCAUCUGACAUGUCACCAGGAUCAGAGGAAGAACGUCAACUAGGCUUUGACUUUGAUACUCGAUUAGACGAAGAUUAUGAUGAUCGGCCUUCAUCGUCAGAUAGACUCAAACGUAACUUCUCCUUCCGCCGUGCUUUUGGCAACCAUCGUUAUUCGGAGGCUAUAAUAGCCGAUGCAGGUUUGUUAAAACGUAAAUUUUCAAUAAGCGGUCGUCGCAAGGAUACUUCAACUCAAACAUCGAAGCCAGAGGCAAAUCCUUCCACACACUUCCCAUCAGUCCUUGAUCAACCUGCUGAUGAUAGUAAGUUGCAUCCAUUCUGGAGGCCGGCAAACUUCUGGGAUGAUCUAGAAGAAAACGAUAACGACUCAGAUGAUGACGAAGAAGAUUACUUUCCCGAGUAUCAUCGCCCUGGAAAUAGGCGUUUAAUUCCAAAGCGUGGCCUAAGUGGGAAACUCAAGCGCACAUUUGCGAUUCUUCCAUUAUCUUACGGUAACGAUGAUUAUGAUCAAGCUCCGCUGGAUCGAAAGACCAUGCGAAGGUCUCCUAGUGGCAAUGCUUUGAGAGUUGUCAAACAGAGAAGCAAUAAUACAUUGAGGCGAGAGGCAGAACAAAGAAUUCUUCGCGAGGCAAGACCUGGAGAAUUUGGACAUGGAUUCAAAGAGGGCAAUGGAGGUCGCGUUCACACAAUUCCUGGACUAGGUUUGAGAAUUGAGUAUGUGGGUUUGAGAGGACUCGGGAAAAAACUCAGUGAAAAGAGAAAAGAGCAAAGAAAUGCAAAGUUGCGAGCCACUAUCAGUGGACCUAGGGAAUUGAGGAAUGGAGUUGAUGAGGUUUUAGAGUCAAGAAGUGCAGACUCAAAAAAUGUCAUUUGA
This is a messenger RNA of Sclerotinia sclerotiorum 1980 UF-70, 3054 nucleotides long. RefSeq lists its product as hypothetical. The transcript has a single exon. The coding region runs from base 1 to 3054 and encodes 1017 amino acids. The record is from RefSeq and is a predicted model, not a curated record. NCBI's taxonomy places the organism in Eukaryota, Fungi, Ascomycota, Leotiomycetes, Helotiales, Sclerotiniaceae.